Osmerus eperlanus (European smelt) is the source of this 2179-nucleotide messenger RNA. RefSeq names its product cysteinyl leukotriene receptor 1 (gene cysltr1). The record is from RefSeq and is a predicted model, not a curated record. Gene Ontology annotation, cellular component: plasma membrane. Lineage: Eukaryota; Metazoa; Chordata; Actinopteri; Osmeriformes; Osmeridae. Gene Ontology annotation, biological process: G protein-coupled receptor signaling pathway. Gene Ontology annotation, molecular function: leukotriene receptor activity. Bases 193 to 1248 code for a protein of 351 amino acids. The transcript is spliced from 2 exons.
UGGCACGCGACGACGUGCAGAGCAUCCUCACAGUUACAUCUCGGACUGAGAGACACAUCAUCACAGUAUUAAACAAUCCCACGCGUAGGCUAUAGGCUUUACAAAACUGCGUGCAUUCUGCAGGAGGUUCUUAACUGAAGUGAAAGGUUUCUGCGCUCAACCCUGGCGAAUAACGGUCUGGAAUUUUACGAUAUGGACAACAAUACUCUGAGAGACAACUCCAGCCAGAACUGUCCGUCCAUCGAUGAGUUCCGGAACCAGGUCUAUUCCACCGUAUACUCCCUAAUCACCGUCUUUGGCCUGGUAGGAAAUGGCUUCGCUGUGUUGGUACUGGUCCGAACCAAGCGCCAGAGCUCGCCCUUCCAUGUCUACAUGCUCAACCUGGCUGUGUCCGACCUGCUGUGUGUCAGCACGCUCCCGCUGAGAGUCCUCUACUACGUCAACAAAGGCCAGUGGAACAUGGGAGAUUUCCUGUGUCGCAUCAGCUCCUACGCCCUGUACGUUAACCUCUACUGCAGCAUCUUCUUCAUGACCGCCAUGUCUGUCACCCGGUUCAUUGCCAUCGUCUUCCCUGUCCAGAACUUGCGCCUGGUGUCUCAGAGCCGCGCUCGCCUGGUGUGUGUAGGCAUCUGGGUGUUCAUCUGCUCCGUCUCCUCGCCCUUUCUGAUGUCAGGCGAGUACUACGACCCAGCCACCAACAAGACUAAGUGCUUUGAGCCGCCACAAUCGUUAUCUUCGCAGCGCGAAAGACCUGUCCAAGCUGACCUGUCCAAGCUGAACAUGCUCAAUUACUUCUCCCUGGCGGUGGGCUUUAUCCUUCCCUUCCUGAUCAUCCUGAUCUCCUAUGCCGGGAUCAUCCGGGCGCUGCUGUCACGCGCCCAGACCUCACGGUGCAAUCGCGGCUCGGGCUCCAAGGCCAUCCGUAUGAUCAUUAUCGUCGCCCUGGCCUUCCUGCUUUGCUUCACUCCCUACCACGUGCAGCGCAGUCUUCACCUCAGCUUCCUGACGCGCACCGACACCACCUGCGACGAGGUCGUGGCCAUGCAGAAGUCGGUGGUGGUCACGCUGUGUCUGGCCGCGUCCAACUCCUGCUUUGACCCGCUGCUCUACUUCUUUUCCGGGGAGGGCUUCCGACGUCGCCUGUCCACCAUGCGGAAGCCCACCAUGGUAGGGAACUGCAGGCCCCAGGCACUGCCCAGCCCCACGGAGAGUCCUGAGGGGGAGAACUGCCAGCUGAAGGCCCACUGAUGCUGUGCCAGUGAGCCAGACAUCAACACGCUUGAGAGAGAGAGGUGGGUUAGAGUCGUCACACGCUGACCCGACACUGUGUCGUGAGAGGAGCUGCACUUCCAGAGAAGACAGUCUUUUGUGUUUCUGAUGGUAUUCUAACUCACUCUAUGGCGAUAGUGCUAACACUCCAUUCACUAUCAAAAGGGCAUUCAUUAAUUGACCUGAAGCAGAAACUUCCUUCUUCCUUAGAAUGCCACCAAGCUGGUUGUACGAAUACACAGAAGAUUAAAAUGCCCCAUUGUUUGCCUCUUACCUGUUUGUUUUUAAUGUUUCCCUCAAACCAAACACUUAAAACCAGUGUUGGUGCUCUGCUAAUGUAGCUCUUAGCUUUCAUCACCAUUUGGUGAAAUUAUGCAUUGCAUAAAUACUUGCAUAUUUGAAGAUAUCAUGUAACAACUUUAAAAGGGAGGAUAGAAGGAUUCUGAUUAUGACAUACAGACUGAGAGACAAAGUGUCUGGUUUCAAUCUCUAUCUUACUAGACAAUUAAAUUAUUGUAUGUGUUUGUGUGUAUGCAUGUAUAUGAGCAAUGUGAGUAAUUGAUGAUGAGUAAUUGAUGUAUUGAAUUCUAUAUGUGAUUAAUUAAAUCUAGUGCACUUAAAUAUUGGAUAGGAUUUGUCUCAUGACUGGUUUCACGUUCAUCAGGUCUGAUGUUUGCGCUUAACUUGUGGCCAGUAUUGUGGGACAGCUGUUGGGUUGGAGAACUUAUUGUACUAAACUUACUUGAAAGUUUGCACUCUUGCACACAACAUAAAACUUCUAAGUGUGCUUUAAAUCCUGUCUGCUCUUGUGUUACAUAGAUUUCUACAUAAAAAUAAAAUUGUUAUUGUAUGGUCCUGACAGCUUUGUUCCUGUUGUAAGCACAUAAGGACAUAAAAAACACGUGACAAG